AUGAAAAUUCUUAAUUUCAAUGUAGGACUAUUGGGUCACGUAGAUUCUGGGAAAACAUCUCUUGCAAAAGCUUUAAGCAGUAUUUCUAGUACUGCUGCUUUUGAUAAAGACCCACAAUCACAAGAAAGGGGUAUAACAUUAGAUUUAGGAUUUAGUUCAUUUAGUGCACCUGUACCUUCUCAUUUAACCAACUCACUUUUCGACAAAGUUCAGUAUACCUUAGUUGAUUGUCCUGGUCAUGCAUCAUUAAUAAAAACAAUUAUUGGUGGCUCACAUAUAAUUGAUUUGAUGAUUUUGGUUAUUGAUGCAUUUAAAGGAUUUCAAACUCAAACAUCAGAAUGCCUUAUACUUGGUGAAAUUAUGAAUAAAAAAAUGAUUGCAGUGUUAAAUAAGGUUGAUUUAUUAAAAGAUAAAAAUUCAAUAGAAAAAUUAAAAAAAAAAGUAGAAUUAACUUUAAAUGGCACAAUUUUUAAGGGAUGCCCCAUAGUAACUGCUUCUGCAUUAAACAAUGAUACAAAUGAAUUAACAGAUGCAUUAUUAAAAGCAACAUUCAUUCCUGAACGAAGUGCCGAUAAGCCAUUUUUGUUUGCCGUUGAUCAUUGUUUUGCAUUAAAGGGUAAAGGAACCAUACUAACAGGUACAGUUCUCCAGGGAAAAGCAAAAGUAAAUGAUGACAUCGAAAUUCCUUCCAUAGCUUUAACUCGUAAAAUUAAAUCAAUAGAAAUGUUUAAAACUCCAGUAGAUUCGAUAAUGCAAGGCGAUAGAGCUGGAAUAUGUGUAACAAAAUUUGAUCCGAAAACAUUAGAAAGAGGUUUAGCAUGCGAAUUAAAUUACUUGCCUAAAAUUUAUGCAGCCAUUAUUGAUUUUAAUAAAGUUAAAUAUUACAAAAGUGAUAUAUGUUCAAAAUCAAAUUUUCAUAUUAAUGUAGGAUAUGAAAAUGUCAUAGCCAAAAUAACUUUAUUCGGAUGUGAAAAAAAUUCAGGUACAGAUUAA
Messenger RNA from Pediculus humanus corporis (human body louse), 993 nucleotides. Its product is annotated as Selenocysteine-specific elongation factor, putative. The transcript has 3 exons. Gene Ontology annotation, biological process: selenocysteine incorporation. Gene Ontology annotation, molecular function: GTPase activity; GTP binding; translation elongation factor activity. NCBI's taxonomy places the organism in Eukaryota, Metazoa, Arthropoda, Insecta, Psocodea, Pediculidae. The record is from RefSeq and is a predicted model, not a curated record. The coding region runs from base 1 to 993 and encodes 330 amino acids.